AUUGGUUAGUGGGUCCAGAUGUCGGAGGACCAGCAGCUCCAGCGGGCCGAAGCCUCCCGGCGGGGGGAGGCCACUCUGGAGGCGGGAGAGGGUGACACAGAGCCCAGCAUGCUGCUGCAAAAACUCAAGAGCAACAUCUCGAUUAAACUCACGUCAUAUAUUGACGGCCCUCGAGCGUGAUGCACACCAGGAAAGAUCCCAGUGGUAAAAGUACCAGACUCAUGAACUGUUUGCGCCUUCCUAUCACAGUGCACACACUGACAGCACAGACAAGUCUGUGUCUGUUUGUCCUUUAUGAACAAAUGAUGUCAGCUAACACUUAUUGUUCUGUUCCACGCUGGCAGAGCAGAGUGACUAAUUAAGAAUAUCAAAACGUGUUAAAGCAAUUAGGGACUGACAAAUGUGUUUUUCUCUACAGAUAAUGAUUGUUAGUAAGGAAGGAGACUGAUGACCAGUAUCAUAUAUUAUUGCAGUAAAAAUGAACAUUUUGGUGUCAGAGUUUAGAAUAACCUGUUAAGAAAUGUAUCUGCAUAAUUUACUCGAGUACAGUUUUGAAGUGUUUGUACUGGAGUAUUUUUGUUUUCUGCUACUCUGUACUUCCUCUCCACUGCGUUUUGGAGGCAGAUGCUCCAGUUUUAAAGCACCACAUUCAUUUGAUUAAGUUCUGUUGUAGAUGCAGACUAUCCAGUGUUGACAGGCUGUCACUCGUGUCGUGUAAGCAAUCAUAUCGUCCACGGGGCAGGAACAUUGAGUGGUGACCACCAAAUAACAGAAGGCCCCUUCAGAGCAGCAGUAUUUUUUUUAUUGGAUUCAUGUUAAUAUCAUCUUCUGUGUUAUUAAUGGGACAACUUUACAGCUGGCAGCUGUUUCACCUCUGUGUGACGCCGGUGCUCGGGUGUUCCAACAGGAAGAGCGUUCAGACCAAAGUGGAUCAAAUCCUGCAAGACGUUCAGCGUUUCUCCGACAACGACAAGCUGUACCUGUACCUUCAGCUGCCCCCUGGACCCAGCUCCGGAGACAAGAGUGGUGGGGACUCCAGUUCGUUCAACACGGCUGACCAGCUUCAUACCUGUAACUGGAUCCGCAGUCACCUGGAGGAGCACUCAGACACCUGCCUGCCCAAACAGGAUGUCUACGAGACAUACAGGAGAUACUGUGAGAACCUGCAGCAUCGCCCUCUGAGUGCUGCCAACUUUGGGAAGAUCAUCAGAGACAUUUUCCCCAACAUCAAGGCCCGACGGCUCGGCGGCAGAGGACAGUCCAAGUACUGUUACAGCGGCAUCAGGAGGAAGACUGUCCUUAACAUGCCUCUGCUGCCCAACCUGGACCUGAAGAAUGACCCGGCGGAGCUGACUGAGUUGGUCCAGACAUACAAACAGGAAGUGACAGAGGCAGCGUGUGAGUUGAUCUGUGAUUGGGCGCAGAAGAUCUUGAAGCGGUCCUUCGACACGGUGGUGGAGAUCGCUCGCUACCUGAUCCAGGAGCACAUUGUCAACCCUCGCUGCAGCCAGGCUGAGCUGGUCACCUCCGCAGCACUCGCAGGAGGUCCAGCUAAACCCCACAAGGUCAUCAAGAAAACACCGGUCAUCUCUAAAGCUGAAAGCGACGGGGCAGCUGAUCACAAGAGGGAACUCGGAGACUCCUCCUCCUCAUCAUCCUCUUUGAAGGUGCCAUCUGGAGACAAAUCAGCUGCAGCACCCAAACUUUCCUCCGUGGAUGCUCCACCUCCUCCCUCCUCCUCCUCCUCCUCUUCGCUGCGGCCUGCUGUGGAGGCCUUCAUGAAGCAGUUACCCAGAAUUCUCCCUCGCAGCUCCAUUCCUGAUAAGGCCCAGCUCUCGGUCCGCUCCUCGCCGCCCUCACUGGCUCCUAAAGAUGCCUCAGGUGUCGGGGGGGCUUCUGGUCCCGGAGGCCCAGCCGCUGCCGCCGCCGCCAGUGGUGGUGGGAUGAAGGUCAUUGCCAUGGCGACACUGCCGCAGCAGCAAGGUGGUCCAGUUCCACUGAUGAUCCUGCCUCAAGGCUGUCUGUCUUACGAGCGGGAGAAGAUGGCCCCACCACCACAACCUCCUCCUCAGCAGCAGCAGCAGCAGCAGCACGGUCCUGCAGCCCCCACCUCUGUGGUGCAGAAAGCACGUGGGAACGCCAGCAAACGCCCCCUGGAGGUGGUCGUGCCAGGUGGCGGAGUGGGUGUGUCUGGUAGCCCUGCUGCCAACACUCCUCCGGUGAAAAGGAAACGUGGACGACCUAGAAAACCUCGGCCAGAGGACGCCCUGCCUCCUGCCCCUCCUGCUCCUCCUCCUGCUGCUGCUCUUUCUCCCCAGACUUCCCCUCCUGCGCCUCCCGCCCAGCCUCCCAUCAUCACCUCCCUGACCGGAGGAGUCAUCCAGAAAGCUUCCUCCUCCUCUGCUUCCUCGUCCUCCUCCUCCUCACAACCCGUGCUCGAGCUUGUGAUCCAGGAGCAGUCAGGGCUGGUUCUGAGUCCGCUGCCGGCGGUGGAGCACCGCGGGGUGGUAGUGCAGUGUCAGCCAGGUGGAGCCAUUGAGACGGACCACCACAGCAGGCCCCUGCUGCUGUUCCAGAGUCCAGGGACCCCCAGCUGGGAGCUGGCAGCAUCGGGGCGGACCCCGAUGGUGGAGGUCAUCCAGAAAGCGCCGAGACCAAGCAAUAACAACAGCAGCAGCACUCCUCCACCUCCACCUCUCCCUCUGCCCGCGCUUCAUGGGGAGCGGGGGGAGGUGGAGAUAACAUUGACACCGGUGGAGCUGCACGACAGCCCACCGCUGCCUUCCACCUCCUCUUCUUCUGCUGCUCCAAUCUCCUGUUCCUCCAUCUCCUCCAUCACUGUGGGGAAAAGUGAGGAGGAGGAGGAGGAGAUGGAAGAGAGCAGCAGCAGCACCUCCUCCAAGAGAGAGGGACACUAGUCCUCAUCACUCUUCCUCUUUAUUGUCUUUUUUACCAGCCUUCCUCCCUCACGCAGCUUUUACCUCACUGCAAUGAAGCCCCGCCCCCUUACCUCUCCUCUUUCUUAUUGGUGGAAAUCCCAGAUUGGAAACUGCAGAGCGCCAAUCAAGGAGGAUAAAUGAAGCCAAAACCUCUGACUGUCUUUCCAUCAGCUCCCAUUGCACUAGUAAAUUGACUGGACGCAUUUAGAAACAUAUGAUUCUUUAACUGCAUGUCUGUCUAUGUGUCUCUCUGCCUGCCUGUCUCUCUGCCUAUCUUGUCUGUCUGUCUGUCUCUCUGCCUGUCUGUCAGCUGUGGCUGAAACCAGAAAAGCGACUCCUCAGGUGUGCGGGUUUGAAAUCAAACCUUCCUCUCGUCCUACUUUGACUUGCCCUGCUGCUUCGGAACAGUCGAACUACAGAAACAAAGACAGAUAAAUGAAGAGGGUGAAACAGAGGAAGGUGGGAGGAGAAGAGAGGCAGAGGGGAGAGAGACACGUGUUCAGCAUUGACUCGGCAGACGGGGCUCGGCCUGCAAUGGAUGGAGACAGCAGGUACUACGGGUCAGAGCCUUGUAAAGGUUCUUUGAGUUCAAUCUGAAAAAAUGACCUCUUUAACAGAGUUUGAGUUUGAGGAUUCACCUUCAGUCCGUGGAGCUGAAGAAAACGCUGACUUGAGGAUGUUGUGCUCAGAGCUUUUCUUGAGUUUGGUGACUCAGCGGAAAGUGUGGUGGAUAGGUGAGGUCAAAGUCCUGUAGUGAUUUUUGGACCGAAUGUGGAUCUCAGCUCGGCUCUGUGCUGUUCUGAACAGCUUUGGUUUGGUGUGUUUGUGUCAGUGUUUGUUUAGUAGACAUUUCUGAGUGUGUGUGUGUGACAGGAAGGGCCUUCGUAACCCGUCGCUCAGAAAUAUUGUGCGAAAUGAGCUUAAGGGUUCAAGGCUGUGGAGGGUGGCAGCCAUGUUUGCCAGUUUUCCCGUCGUUGUCGGCCCUGUGGUCAGCGGGGCUGGGAGUCACCUGAAGCAGCAGCAGUAUUAGCAUAUUUAUCAUGUACAAGAUUAUUGGAAUAAUUAAUGGACAAAUAAACCAAAUACUGGGCAAACGCAACCAUACAAGAACUCUGAAUUAAAGAGUCUAAAUCCAGAGAAGAGUUCACUGAUUAAAAAAGAAGUCAGCAAGAUUAUGACUCAGGGUCAUGUUGUUGACAUACUUCAGUCAGUACCAGAAGACCACUGAGGUUUGACUUCCAGCCCUGCUGACCUGAGCGAGCCCUGAUUUUCCUUUUCCCUCAUCUGUCCUUUUCCUGUUUAGCUCUUUCACCCCGAGUGCUGUUGAUGCCAAACUUGUGAGACUGACUUGAGUAUUUACUUUGUCCCAAAAUGUCUCCCCAUCCUGCUUCAUCCCCUGGGAUGUAAAUGUCAGUGAAGAAGUCUAAUCGCAGCUCCAAGUUUGUCACAAGGAGCAAAGCACAAAGUUACCUGCCAAGUAGCGCAACAGCUGGGAUGAAGACGCAGUUAAAAAAGGCUUUUGUAGAGCUGAGGUUUAGUCUGCUGGUGGUGAGCUUAGCUGUUGCUGUCAGUUGCUGACAGUUGCUGUGUGUUGCACUAACCCUGGGACGGCCGCUUCAUCAACUCUGGAGCUCCAUACGCAUCAGCAAUGUGACAUGACUUUCAAAUUAAAACGAUGCUUGUCUUUGACUUUGGCACAAAGGAAACGUUUGAAGACUUCAGCUUAAAGUUUAUUCUGAUGUGUUUUAAAACAACUGAUGUCAUCUGUGAUUUGAGAAAGUAAAAGCUGCAGACGUCAUACUGUACCAGCAGACGGCGUAAAGUCCCAACUGAAAAAGUGUUUCAGAACUUUCCAGCAGUCCCCCACGACUUUACGCUUCACUGCUAACUUCCUGUUAUCGCUCUUAUCACAGCUCACUCUCCACAUCCAAGAAAGCCUUCUUCACUGUAGAUCAAUCAGCUGACUGUUCCUUCGAUUGGAGGAGAAUGUCCAUUGUGGUUUCCUUAAGGAAAUGAAUCGUAAUUUUGCUUAGAAGUAACUGAAGAGAUUAUCAGAACAGUUUGAGUUCCGUUGAACUCAUUAAUCAACUAAUUGUUCCAGCUUUCAGUUUAAACAGACUGAAGAAGAAGCAGGGCCAUGAAGUGGGCUUGAGAUUCAAUUCUUGAGCUUUUCCUCUUUUUGUGUGGAGGAGUUUGACCCUCCGUCGUCAUGGUAAUGUCACAUUGCUGCAGGUCGUUCUUCACCCCUUGCCAAACUGCCUCUUGCUCGGUUUGAGGGCCUCCUCUUCAUCGUUGGUGCUACUGAACGCUGCGGCCUUCGCAAUUUUCCAUCCUGUAAUCACAGAUUUGUACUACAGAAACCUUUGUUGUUAACGCUCACGCAUCCAGAUGUGACUAGAGGUGUGUGUGUGUGUGUGUGACUGUGUGUCCUUAUUUCCCUCCGUCCUGAGACAACGAGAGCUUCAGGUCGGUUAAAGGGACACCGAAACACAUUAUGACUGUUAAAAGGACACCUAUUGCAUGAUGGGAAAGCUAAUUUAAGCACAUGAAGUGAGUCCAGCUGAGCUGAUGCACUUCCUGCUACAGCUUUACUCUUAGUUUAUAAUUAAAAGGAGCACUAAUGAUGCCAAAAUGUCCUUCUUAAUCACAAAAGUGAAGUGCCAAUGGUUUUCCAGCUGGUGGAAAAACGGUGUCUCUGCCUCCCUUUGACCGCUGAGCCUCAGCCCUUUUCAGACAGAACUGAAACUAAAGAGAAGUUGCACUGUUUAAGUUCAAAACAAGAGAAAGUCCUUGUAUGUUAUAAAUUUAUUGUUAUAUGCAUUGAGAAAGUACAUUGAAACAUAUUUAUGAGUGAUGUAAGGUUCUGCUUUAUGCUUGCACAUGCUAGAGAACAACUGAAUGGCGCCAAAAUUAUUUUUUAUUGCAAAAAUUUGGUCAGAUUAAUGAUCCUUGUUUCGUUGUUCUGUGGAGUUUUAACAGUAUGAAUAAAAAGUAAAGUGGCAGUAAAAGCAGGGAUUUGGAGACUGUUUGAAGCAGCAUUUCACUUGAUGGGUGACACCUACAGCAACAAAAAGCACUUCUGUAAACGCCUCGGCGACUUGGACUCGAGUCACGAGUCUGCUGACUUGCUGGUCUUGAUUUUGGACUCGUUGAGUUUGUCUGUCAUGUUGUCGUCUGUCUUUCCCAAACAGUCAGACACGUUAACAGCAGCUUCAUCUGAAGCAAACUGAGGCCUGCGUGGUCACAGAAGUGAUAGCAGCUUAUCAGCAGGAGUUCAGCAUCCUCGUGUUCUGACUGUGUUAAUAUUUAGAAGACUGACAGAAUUCAUCCAGACAGCAGGUGUGAUGUAUCUCAACCCGGGUAUCAAAGUGAAAUGUUGCUUUUAGAGUCUUGUUCUUGGAACGUAGAGUCGAUGUAAAAGUUUCAGAGUGAAACCUGGGAUGACUCAGCAGCUUUGUUGCAUCCACAGGACCUGCUGGGCUAAACUGGCCAAACUGGAAAUAAGUUUGGAAAAGUUCUGGACAUGAGCAGAUGUGAAUUGGAUCUGCAGUAAGCUGUAGAAAGGCUUUUGUGCCAGUCAACCUUAACCUGAACCGGUUUGGACCACUACUAAGUUAUGACUGGAAGAAAAUCAAAAAAUUGUUCACUGAAGGUGAGCGCAGGUGAACUGGAUGUGUGAAAGUGAAGAUCAGGUUUGAGUGAGUCUGUCAAAAGAAGUCAGAGAGAACAUUCAUGGAAAAACAAAGACGGGACUCAGGCCAGCUAAGUCACCCGACUGGGCUAACUGGAAGUGUGAGGUUCCCGCCAGGGCUAGCAUGAAGGUUUGGGAAAAGUCCAGCUACAGUUUAAAAGUUACAUGUUACAAGAAGUCACAAGUAGGUCAACAAAUCAAGAUCCAAAAGGUAUCAGACCUUUGGUUCCUGGAAGUCAGAGGUGGUCCAGAUUGGUCACUUUCUGGGCUGACUGGGAAUGUGGAGUUCCCUGCAGACAAGUCCAGACCUUGACCAGCUCUGUGCAAGUCGGGUUCUGAAAAGAGUUCGUGAAAUGGUCCAGAACAAGUCAGCAAAGGCAGGACACUCCAGUUUGGCCCAGUUUAGACCAGCGGCAUUGACUCGGGUCGAAGGUGGAGGCAGUUGUGGAAUCUUUCACUGUGGAGCCGUGUUGCUCAAAAAACAAAAACCGAAACGGGUCAGAUAAUCAAAGACUAAAGGAUCGGGAUUCGGGUAGCGGUGCAUGAAGGAUCAGACUCAAUGAGACAAUGUCCUCUGAUGUGACCUCCUGUUCUGGAUCUGACUCUGGUGCCACGUGCAUCGUUUUAACUUCAGCUAACUUGUCUUUUCAGCUGAUCUCACCUCAUUGUGGUUUUACAAAUCACCAUCAGUACAACUGGUUGACGUUGAAAUGAUGCUCAGAGCAGCUUCAUGUUCUUUUCACGUGAGCCAGGACAAAACUGGUCAGAGUUUCUAACAAUCAGCUCACUGAAAGUGUUUUUUUUCCCAGCCUGUAGACGUCAUGUCCACAGGAAGUUGACAGCUACAAUGACUGUCAGUCGUCCUCGUCAGGUGGUUUUUGUUUUAUUUUGUAAGACGUCUGUGGACUCCAGGAAGCUCCUUCUGUCCUGACUGGUGGAGAGUCUCACACAUUUCCUCCUCGUUUGGGUUCUCGUCACCUGUGGGUCACAUGACAAUCACGUGAGAGUUGUUUAACGAAUUCACAGGCUGACGAGCUGGACUGAAACGGCGUGUGACGCGACCUCAGUGACCCCGAGGUGACACUCGUCUGUGGACGACCACACGUUUGAAAUGCAGAAGAAGAGUCAAGGAUCCAAUUCAAAGAAAGAGUAAAACAAGAAAUUCAGUUUUCUUUGAGACAGACAGGAACCCCCCAAAAAGCUGCUUUUAUUUUCCUCAGUCUGAAGAACAGAACCUCUAUGUUCCAGAAUAAUCAGAAUAAGAAUCAGGUGGGAGAUGACGAGACGUUUGUCCGUUGGAGCUGAUCCUGGUCAAGCACUGCAGUCACUGUGGUGAUGAUGGUGGUUGACUCCCAGUCUAAACUGAAAGUAUACCUGUUUCCUGUCAGAAAUCCACUUAGAGUUUUUAUCAAUUCAUUUCCUUAGUACACUAAAUUUUAUUUUCUGUUCCAACUGAUUUUAAGACAUUUGUUGUCCUGAAAGUUCAAGGAAAAAAAAACUGUUUAUGUUGAGAAUACACAGAAUUAAUUUAAAGUUUGUACCCCGAGUGCAGCUUUGCAGGCAGUGCUUCCUGUUUGGCUCAGGAACUCUGGGUAAUGAAGUCCUCACUGUCCAGAGACAAGAACCAGAGUGGGAUUCUGGCAUCAAACAGCAACACUCGGAGCGUCGUGCUGCCAUUUUCUGUUCGCUCAGUGCAAACAAGACGAGACAAAAUCUGGUGAGAGUUUCUCUAACUUUUAAUUUAUUGUUUCGUUCCUGUUGUUGACGUCUGCUUUUGCUAUUCCACACAGAUGUACAGCUUGUUGAUGUGCAGAUUUUAUUAUUAUUAUUAUUGUUACUGUUGCUAUGGAGAUCUUUUUUAAAAAGAGAACUUUUCUUUGUGGAAGAGGCUGCUAGCUUCCCGCAUGGUUUUCUGUGACUGCUCGUCUGUUUUUGUAUAUUAUUAACUUUAAAAGCUUGACUUUGUUUCCCUGUGACCUGCUGGCUUUUGUUGUUUCUUUGCUCUUUGCUGUGAUGGUUAAAUGUUGAAAGUGUGGAGGUGGACAUCAGUCCAAAAGAAGGAACCUUCCCCUUUGGUUUAGAAACCACAUUAAUCAGUGAAAUGCACCUUUACUUUCCCUGUGUUGGUUCUGUUUCUCUGGAGCCUGUGUGCUUGUUUGUUUGUUUGUUUGUGUGUUGUGAAGAGAAACAGACGUGGCCGAGGACAGAAGUCAGGACAUUAAUGUGAAUCUAUUUUCCUACAGUCAUUGACUGGAAUAAAGGAAGUGACGCUCGCUGACAGAAAACACCGAGUCCUCUCACUUUUUCUAUUCCUCUUUUUCUUUCCCUUCUCUUCCUUUUCCUCUCUUUCUUUUUUCUUCAUUUCCUGUCUGUUUUUCCUUUCUUUUGCCGACUUGUCCUCUCCCUCUCCACUUCUCCUCCACUCAUCCACAUUCCGGUUCCUUUCUUUUCCAUCUCUCCUUGUCGUCUCCUGUCUUUCCUCCUCAUCCUUUUCCCUUCUGCGCUGUUCUUCCCCUCUGUUGUUUCCUCCUUUCGCCUCCAGGGUGCGCUGUGGUAUCUCAUUCAGCCCCACUGAAGUAGAAACAUGUAGUUGUACGCGUUGUACUGCAGUAAACAAGAAACCCAACAGACACGUGUAAUAUUGUGCAAGCGUGUAUAAUAUGGAAUGGAACGGAACUGACAUAAAGUUAUCAAAUGUACAAAUGCCAUUGCAAUGUUACUGUCACAUUGAGAAUAUUUUCACCUGCUGACGUUCAAAUUAAGCUGAAUGAUUUUCACAAAACAUUAAAAUAUUUAGGCCA
This is a messenger RNA of Scatophagus argus, 9431 nucleotides long. It is a transcript of the gene rfx5, whose product is annotated as regulatory factor X, 5. Gene Ontology annotation, molecular function: DNA-binding transcription factor activity, RNA polymerase II-specific; RNA polymerase II cis-regulatory region sequence-specific DNA binding. Gene Ontology annotation, biological process: regulation of transcription by RNA polymerase II. The transcript is spliced from 11 exons. The record is from RefSeq and is a predicted model, not a curated record. NCBI's taxonomy places the organism in Eukaryota, Metazoa, Chordata, Actinopteri, Scatophagidae. The coding region runs from base 813 to 2918 and encodes 701 amino acids.